CGGAUCCGAAUCGCGUGAGUGUUAUACUUGAAUGGAGGAGCUGAAUCGAUGCCAGAAAUCGCCUAGGAGUUGGCGCCGAUGGAACAGUUGGCGGAUCUGGCCAGGCGGUAGUGCCGGUGCGACAGCUGAUCUCCGCCAUAUAGUCAGAUGGACCAGCCGUGGACCCGUGGAUCUUUAGAGUGAUUCGCCAUCAUGCGCACGCAUAUCAAAUUUUCGCGGGAUUUGUCGUCUUUGUCGUCGUCGUCGUCGUCGUCGUGGUCGUCGUGGUCGUCGUCGUCGUCGUCGUCGUCGUCGUCAUCGACAAUACGGCGACGCGCUUACCGCGUCCCGCUCGCUCAGCCGGCGCGGCGUUCGUUCUCUCAGGGUCUCGGGAUCGUCAGUAGUCCAACGACACUCCGUCGAAGUGCAUCUACCCCACGACGCCUCGUCGUAGUCGGGUGGUAGUCUUGUCGUAUUUAUCCUGCUCAGUACUACGCGCGUUUUCUACAGCUCCCGAUUCGGAGCGAACAAAAGUUCGCUUACUUUGUUCACACGUGUUCCAUGCCUUCACCCCUUGUUAUACCUCAUCACUCUCGCGCCGUUCUCGCCGCCUCCUAUUGCUUUCUACUGCGUGUACACGCGUGCGGAGUGUACUUGCGUUUCUUACGCUUCUUCUCUCUCCCUACUACUACUACCAACCCUUUACCCACUAUUCUUUGUUAUACUGGUGUAUAUGUACUCGUAUAUGUAGCUCUCCAUUUUGUUAAGUGAAAAGGAAAAACAGGGGGAAAAGAACUGGUAGCUCUCGUUACUAUUUUUGUAAUAAUCUUCCUUUUCUCUUUUUUCUGUUUCUUUUUCUCUAUUGCCACCAACUCAAAACCACACUAGUAAAAGCUAAAGAAUUGGAAAAUCAGUCACGAAUGGCCUUUCACUUGAUACUGUUAUACAUGUGAAUCGUCGAUUUAAUCUUCAUGAACUGUCGGUUUAAUCCUCUUAAAUCGUUGAUUUAAUCCUCUCGUCACUUUUUCGCAUUCACUGCGAUUGCUCUUUGACAUUGGUCACGUUUUUUUCUUGUCGUUGUAACGCCAGGAUAAUAAUCAUGGUUUAAAACAGCUUCAAACGAAUAACAAAUGUAUCGACAGAGGAAGUUUACUUUCAAGUAGAUCAUAUCUCGAUGCGGAAUAUUAUUUUAUUUCUGGAACGAAUUGUUUAUAACUAUAAUCGAUGCGCGUCAUUUUUUUCUUUCCGUAUUUUUUAACUCUUUGAAUGUUUCAAAUUUUAUUUAAGAUUUUUAAAGUGAGUUUUUUAUAACAGUUAAAAAUAAAGAUUACCUAAAAUGUAUAAAAAUGUAUAAAAUUGGCUAAAAAUUUAAUAAUAUUUACAUACUACAUGAUUUGCAAUUCUUCUCUUUAAAGUGUUUCCAGAAUUGCUUGUUUUAAACGUAAAUACGGCUAAAAAUAUGUGUAAGAAAGACCUAUGAUAAUUAUUUGUCAAUUAUAAAUAAUGUUGCUUUAGAAUAUUUUAUUUCGCGAGUGAUUCAAGUAAAAUUUUUUAAGGAAAACUUUAAUUUUAUCAUAUAACGAUGCAAUAUUUCAUUUUAUUUUGAUCGAUUUCUUUUUAUAUUGUCCUCCAUCGUAGGUAUUAUUAAUGGGAUUUUUUAAUUGAUUUCUAUUAAAAUUUAAAAAUUUAUUUAUAAGUAAAAGAAUAUAUAAGAUAUACAUAAUUUCUAAAAAAAAUUUUUGAUCGGCAUUGACGCUAAAGAUUGUAAAGAUAUUACAUAUUUUUUAAUAAAAUUAUAUUAGAUUUCCCUAACAAUUCGGAAAUGUGAAAAGCACAUAUAUUUUUUAAUUUCCAAGUCUUUACGCUCUUUAUCACUCACUUAUUUAUCCUCUCUCAUCAUAUGAAGAUUCCUUCGCGCAAAUUUCAAUGUAAUCCUUUUUGUAUUACACUUCUUACCUUUUGCAUUAAUGAUUUACAACUGUUUCUUAACUUUUAUAAUAGCCUAAUAAGCGCUUAGAAGUGCCGUAUCGAAUGGCAUCAAUGUUUUCCAUACUAAUAAUAUGUGCAAUAUUUUUUUGAUUAGUAACAUCAAUGCAGUUUCCGUUAGCUAAUAAAUGAUGGUUUUUGUCACUUAAUUAUUUGGCAAUUAAUGUUAAGUCGUGUACUUCUGAAAAUUAUCUAAAUAAAAUUUUUUUUUCUUAGAAAAUUUCUUUCCUUAAACUUAGUGUUUUCAAAUAAUUUUUUACAUUAAAUUAUUAAAUGAUUAAUUAAAGAAAUUAAUUAGAAAAGUGUGUGUUAAAUAUGUAUCAAUAUUAUGUUGGUUGAUAUUUAACUUAAUUUUAAAUAAUUAGAAAGUCAAGGCAAAUAAAAAUUUUAUUUCGAUUUAUUUAGGUAUGGGAGCAAAAAGGAAACAACUGUAUUAGGCACAAUAUAUAUCUAGAUAAAAAAGCAUUAUUGCACAUAAAUGUUCGUGUAAUCUCAAUUCGAUUACUGCACAUUAGAUUUACCAUAUGAUGGACGCGAUGGACUCUUCAUCUUUCCUCGACUUAUCGCAAUAUUGAAUAUCGUAAUUCAAGUGCGCGUACAUCAAUUUAGAGUUUGUUCUUUGUUGCCAAUAGUUCCGUCAAUUUUGGAUUUGAAUUUGAAAAAGAAUGAUCGACUAAUUUGGAGUAAAACUUUCCUAUUACAUUAUUAUUGUAUUGGAUCUCUUUAUGAACAAAUUUGGCAUUUCGGUGAUUAGUUCGUUUGCGACAGAUGCGCACACUUUUCGAAAAGUUGUUAAAAUCGAUAUACGCGCUACGGCUCAAGAUUGGUCAAAGUUGGAAAGUUUCGUGAUGCAGUGAUUCGGAGAGACAGUCGUGUGCUUAUCUCUCAUCUUACGAAGGAAAUGGACAAGGACAGGCAUGUACAAGAAAUGAGCCAGACUGAAAGGAGCGUCGUGAAGCACGGUCCUAAGGACUCACCUUCACGUUUUUCACCGUUGCCACCAUCACCACCACCAUUACCACCACCACCACCACCUCCUUUGCCGAAGCUUCCGACUUACUCGCACCAAAAGCUUUUCAAGAAAUGCAAAAGCGCUACGUUCCAACUUGAUGGCGCGACAUAUACGAUAGUUGCAUCUCCACCGGAUAGACGAGUGACAAAAGACGAUAUUGGGGUAGCCUCAGCCAGUGUAGCGGUGAACAACGCGGCUGUUAGCGGCUGCAGUAGCGGCACGGCGUCAUCGAGGUCGCACAAUCCUUCCUCUUCUCCCGGUCGGAACGGCCAACUCUCUAAACAGGGCACUUUAACGAUAGUACGUCGAAGUUCCGGCAAAAACAAAAGCAUCAGCGGUGGGAAUUUCGAAAGUUCUCCAUCGCCGCACAAUCCCGAUACUUCGUAUUUAUCGAGUCAAUCCGUCGAUCUCGAAGAAAUCCUCGAUAAUGUCGAUCUUACGACGGAUUCGCUUCCUGCUGUUGACACUCCCGAUGCAUGCGACAAAGCUGCUCUCAGAUUGAGGUGUUUAUUGAGGCAGCUACAACAUGGAGAGAUAUCUGCCGAAUUACUUCAACGAAACUUGCACUAUGCAGCUCGUGUACUCGAAGCUGUUUUCAUCGACGAGACCAAGGUGAGUUCAGGCGAGAAUGAGUGCGCUCGGUCAUCACGUAGGGGGGCGGGCCUGACGUCUUCAUCCCUAGGGGGCGGCUUGGACCCAGAUGGACCACAGAGCCACGCGGUGGUAACCCAGAAACGGAAGCUUCGCACCCCCGUAUGGGCAAGGUUGCGAAACAUUCACAUUUCCAACCCCCUUUACGACCUCCAUGUUUAAUUCCGUAUAAAACGAUCCUCCUCCGACUUUCCUUUGUUUUCCACUUGCCCUACCUUAUCUGCCAAUUUUUUCCGCACUAUAAUCCGUGCCAUCGACGUUCUUUAUCGUCUUUAUUUUCAAAUGAUAAAUUUAUGCUCGCGCUCGUCUUAAGAAGCGAGAUGUUUUCUCUUGACUCUUGAGGAUAAUCGUUUAUAAUCACGUCGAUGAGAGCGUCAUCAUGAAUUUCAUCCAUAUAAUAUUGAUACAUACCUGAUGAUUAUUAUUUUAUAAUAUUUAAAAUUAACAACAUGAACAGCACAAACAGAAAAUUUCUAAGUAUUUCUAAAUAUCUUUUUGUAACAAAACGUAAUUUUUAGUUAUCUAAUUGUUCACAUUCUUCAAUUAUUUGAAAUUAUUAUAAACAAUAUGAAUAUAUAUAAUAUUCAUAGUUAGAUAAUUAAUAGUUAAUAUAAUGCUUUACAAUAUAAAUAAUAAUUAAUAGUUAAUACAAUGCUUUAUUACAAGCGUAUAAAAGUGUGUGCAUCUAUCUACUAUAUUAUUACAAGUGAUAUUCUUAAGUAAUUAAAAAUAUUAGCAAAUAUUGUUAAAUAUGAAAGUUUUGUUAUUUGUAGUAUUGAUCGAACGAGCAAGGAUUGCUUAAUUAAAAAAAAUUAAUUUUAGUUAAUUAAUUAAGGCAACUUACAAUCAAUUAUAAUAAAGGAAAAAUUUUAACUAGUUACAAUUGAAAUCUUUAGCUACUUGAUAUAUGGUAGUUGGCGAGUAGAAACUUUGAAAAACUUUGAGGAUAUUUUAGAGAAAAAAAACAAAUAAAGCAAAACGUUUCAUGUAUUUUGUUAUAUUCUGUAAUAAAAUCUCCUAUUUGUUAUCUCUAA
Molecule: messenger RNA, 4662 nt
Organism: Monomorium pharaonis (pharaoh ant)
Lineage: Eukaryota; Metazoa; Arthropoda; Insecta; Hymenoptera; Formicidae
Product: L-type lectin-domain containing receptor kinase S.7-like
Exons: 7
Coding region: 2867-3790 (307 amino acids)
Source: RefSeq, a predicted model, not a curated record